UCAGCUGAUUUGAUCGGGUGACUGUUGAUCGAUCUUACCGAGGCGAAAAGAACUUAAAAGCUGAAAACUGAAAAGCUUCUAUUAUAGAAAUGGCUUCUUUGCUUUUCUGCGGUCCUAAACUGGCAGCAUGUGGACUGGUCCUGAGCAUUUGGGGUGUCAUCAUGCUGGCAAUGCUGGGGAUUUUUUUCACCACACAUUCAGCUGUGCUCAUAGAGGAUGUACCUUUCACAGAGGAAGACUUCAAGGGGGAAGCACUGCAAAACAUCUAUAGCUUGUACAACAAAGUUGGAUACAAUUGCUUCAUUGCAGCAGUAAUCUAUGUUGGCAUAGGAUUCUUGUCAUUUUGUCAAGUUCGCCUGAACAAGCGCAAGGAAUAUCUGGUGCAUUAGUACCACCUAGUGAUUGGAGUACAUCUCUACCUCUGAAUUCCUUUGUUGUGUUUGUAUGUAAUAAGGCUUGAAUGAAUGUAAAUAAUUAAGAAGGAAUAGGAUCAAGUAUUUUACUGUGAUUUUCUUAAUUGCCUUUCUAUCUUGAAGCCUAUCAUAAAAUAUAAGAUGUGUGCUCUUGCCCAUUAUUAUUAUUAUGUGGUACUUCAUUACUUUACCUUCCAUAGUGCUAUUUCGAUCUGUGGUCCUACCAAACACUGCUGAUAAAUGUUUUAAUUGUGAUUUUAUUUAUUCUUAACACACCUAUCAAAUAUACAGUCUCAUUAAGUACACGUUCAAUGGAAUUUCACAUGGUCACAUUGGUUCAGUUUUUACAAUAAAUGACUGAAAAUAAA
Cyprinus carpio (common carp) is the source of this 781-nucleotide messenger RNA. RefSeq names its product ribonuclease kappa-A-like. Gene Ontology annotation, molecular function: RNA endonuclease activity. NCBI's taxonomy places the organism in Eukaryota, Metazoa, Chordata, Actinopteri, Cypriniformes, Cyprinidae. The record is from RefSeq and is a predicted model, not a curated record.